AUGAGUCCUGUCAACCAACAGACAGGCUCAGACACCAUACGUCGCCAUCUAUCCUUGCUAUCAUCAGUCUUCCGGUCCCAGGCAAGCAAGAGACCUAGCAUAACUGAUCCAGUGCAGGAAGAGCCAACUUGCCAAGAAAAGAUUCAUUACCCUGUGUUUAAUCCCCUAGAUCCUCGACACAAUCCAGAGAUAUCGACCUCGUGGUGGCGUCCCAACAAGCAACAGAGUUUGACUUCGGAAUCGCGAAAUCCAAAGGAAUGGGUCCAAUCCGUGUCGAAACGAACUCUCUACAAAGCACGGUCAGGUUUAUUGGCUCUGCGGUCAGGGCUUAGCCACCUUUCCAGUGAAGAAGACAACCCCGAGAAAGGUUUUGUUAACCCCGUUGCUCUGAGGCACGAAAGACAACGCUAUGGAAUUUCAUCCGGGGCGUACACUUCGGAUACACAGGAGGACGUAAACUUCGGCGCCGAACUAUCUCGCAUGCAUCUUCCACCGUCUUCACCAUCGUCCAGUACCGAGGUGGAGUCUCUUAUCCGGGUCAGGUCUAUGGGUUCGAUACCUGACUCGUUCGCAAGAUUCCCCGGAUCUGCAUCUGCGUCUACGCCCAUAUUUUACCAACCCAGCCGAGCUGUAAGUAAUUCGGGAGUAAGCUCGACUUGCACACUAGCCACGUACCAUGACCUUGACUUCCAAUUUGGUGGGACUGGACAAUUGGAGGCGAAUAUGGAUUCAGAGGAUCACUUUACUCACACCACACCAUCGAUAGAGAACCAUUUGAUACAACAGGCAUGGGGCGUUGCAAUCUCUACUGAUGGAGAUAUUAAAAUGUCCGCCCACGACCUAGCAGAUCCUGGGUUGGGUUUUGAAGAGCAGCAAGCAACAAAUCUUCAGCAGCAAAAUAUCAGUCAUGCAAGUUCGGAUACAGAAAUCAGUGAUGAUCAACCAAGUUCAGCUCCCAUCUCGAGACAGUGCUCCGCCGAAGUUCGAUUUGCAUUUCCAGCAAUCUAUCAUGAGGCGCUGCGCCAGUGGGCGAGACAACAUGAUAGUCCCAGCCCUAGUCAACACACUCCCAACCCCAGUGCACAAAGUCCCCGCACCAGUCAACACAGUUCCAGCCCAAGUCAACGCAUUUCUAGCCUCGGCCGUCACAGUCCCAAUUUCAGUGAACACAGUCCCAGGCUCCAUGAACAAGAAGAAACCCUGUGCGCUUCCCAGAACCCACUCAAAUGCAUUGUGCUUCAGGACAAUACAUACAACAACCUGCCUCCAUAUGAUGAUGAUGAAGGUCUCAUACCUUUAGUACCCCCACAAAUCCCGAUCACCCAUUCUGAAGAAAUGCAACCAUUUUCUUAUCACAAUCCCCUCACGUCCAUCUCCAACCGGAACCUUGGCGAAAGAUGGUCGUCUAUCUCCGAAAGAGCAACCACACAGCAAUCAAGUGUCGAAGAUUAUUCAAGCCGCUCCACACCCGCUGAUACGACAUCGCGAGAUCGCACAUCAACUGAAAUGAGUUCAAUAAAAUCAAUGACGAACGAUACAUGGUCCCCAUUGUCCCCCAUCGACUCUGAACUUCUUUUCCCAAGCCCAGUGGAGGAUGGAAAUGGGUAUUUCCUUGUUGAUGGCAAAAUAAACAGCCAGUAUCCCGACGGAGGCAAUCAACCAGUCAAAUCUACACAGCAUACCACCAGCAACUGUGAUAAUACCAGAGCACCGCAACAACUAACUAGGCUGAUCUCUCCGGGGAUCCUGUCCCUACCGCUCAUAUCUGAUGGCAUUCCCGGUGCAGGAAUGGACUUUGUGGAAGAUGAUACGGACGACGAGUUUUACCCUGGAAUUGUGCAUCCAAGACAGUUUUGGUGA
Penicillium hordei is the source of this 1860-nucleotide messenger RNA. RefSeq lists its product as uncharacterized. The coding region runs from base 1 to 1860 and encodes 619 amino acids. The transcript is spliced from 2 exons. The record is from RefSeq and is a predicted model, not a curated record. Lineage: Eukaryota; Fungi; Ascomycota; Eurotiomycetes; Eurotiales; Aspergillaceae.